AUGUCUGGCGGCGGGCCUGGUCGCGGGACAGAGAUUACCUCGAUACAGUGCGAGAACAGUGCAGACGGGGUGGGGUAUCAGGGGGUGUUUGUAGAGGGUGGCCUGGUAUCCUUCACCACUACGUACCACAAGGGGUAUAGCUUCAGCAAGCAUGUCAAGACGAUCCACCGCUAUGUUCCCUGGGAGGUGGGUGAGCUGGUGGUGUACUUCCUUGGGCUCGGUCGACCGUUCAUAGAUGAUCUCCAGAUGCUGCACAAUGGCGUUGCCCGCCCUACCGCUUUCAUCUGGGAGCCAGAGCCGGAGGAGCAGUGGGGCGACGAGAGCGAUAGCGAAGAGAGCAACGACGGAGACAAGUACGGCGAAGCCGACCGUGAGAAGGCACGAUCCGCUAACCCAGACGGAGAUGGACAAGCACGCGACUGGUUGGAAGUGCUCUACUGGAACAAAGCGCCGGCAAAGAGCAACGCGCAAGCGUUGCAGUCCGGCCACAGCCUUAAAACAGAGGAGGGCAACUACGGCCGCUCCAUGAUGGAGUCUCCCUUUCAGACCAUGGCCGAGCGGGAGGAGUUCCGGCGGGUGAGCAUGGACUGGCAUCGCGUGCUGGAGUUUGCAUCCGCCUGGGAGGACGGCCGCAUGCACCCCGGUGUUCGCGCGGAGAUGGUAGCGCAGCAAGAGAAGCAGGCGCUCCAGCGCUGGUCGUCGCUCGCGAUGGUGGACCUCAAGGCAGAGUUCAGGCGACUCGCUGGACGGCCGGACGCCGAGUAUCGUGGCAAGCAAGAAGAAAGCCUCGAGGCUGUGAUGCAGCGACGGCUGCGCGUGCUAGUUGUUAUGGCUACCGGCACUGGCAAGAGUAUGCUGUUCAUGCUGCCCGCGUCCGUCUCGCCAGGCGGCGUCUCCGUGGUCGUGGCUCCGUUGAAUGCCUUGCGAGACGAUCUGCAAGAUCGCUGCGACCAGCUCGGCAUCCCCUGCGCGAAGUGGGAUGGAAGAAGACCGCCGUACUGGGCUCGUAUUGUGCUGGUGACGCCUGAGAGCGCAGUCACGAAGGCGUUCGGCAGGUUCAUUGACGAAAAGCGCAUGCUCCAUCAGCUAGAUCGUAUCGUGAUAGACGAGUGCCACGUGCUGCUGGAGUCGACACAGGACUGGCGGCCAGACCUCCUCAAGAUGGUGGAGAUGACGGAGAAGGGCACACAGGUUGUCUACCUGACUGCAACCUUGCCGCCCACGCUGCAGCCCGCCUUCUUGCACACCGCAGGGCUCGAUGCCCAGACCGUAACCAUAUGCCGCGAUGAACGCACCACGCGAACGAACAUUGCGUACCAGGUGCUAGAGUACACACGUGGCACGCUAGAAAAAGUACUUAUUAAGCUCGUGGCUGCGAAGAGGAGUAGGUACGGACCCAAGGCGCAGAUCAUCGUCUAUUGUCCAACUGUGGACGAGACGAAACAGCUUGCGAAGCUUCUGCAGUGCUCUGCAUACUACCGUCAGAUGGGCUCAGACGAGGAAAAGGCACGCAUGGUGCGAAGCUUCACCCUAGGCAUAGAGAAGCUUUGUACAGCCACGAACAUGCUAGGUCUUAGGCUCGACGCUGCAGGCGUCCAGGUGGUGAUCCACGUUGCCAUGUGUCCCCUGCUGCUCCAAUAUGUGCAAGAGAGCGGCCGGGCGGGACGAACAGGGCUCAACAGCAAGUCUAUUAUUAUGAGAGCGUGCUAUAUAACGAAAGAGGGGAGGGUAGAGAAGGCGCUCGGCUACAAGCUGGAGCGACCUGCAAAGGAGUUCAUGACAGUCGAAUCCUGUCGGCGAAUCGCGAUAGACAAGCACAUGGACGGCAGACAGAACAGGCAGCAAUGCGAGAUAGGAGAGUCGAAGUGUGAUCUAUGCGAGCGACACCCCGGUAGUACCAAGCGACAAGCCGUCAAAGAAGAGCAGGAAGAGCCAGAGGAGACGCAGGCCGACACCGCGGCGGUGGCAGCAGAGGAGCAGCGCAGAUGUAUAGAGCGAGCUAUGGUCGUUAAAGAGCAGAGGGUUAAGAUCCAGCAACAGCGAAGGACGGAACAAAAAGUAUAUGACCUGGAGCGGCUAGAGCAGCACUUCCAGCGCUGGAGCAAUGCGUGCGCCAUCUGCAUGGCCACUCAGGCUGACCCGGCGCGCCACGACUGGAAGGACUGUUCAAAGGCCAGCAGAGCGCAGAUGACAUUAAUGGAGUCUAAGGUGAAAUCUAUGCACUAA
Ascochyta rabiei is the source of this 2226-nucleotide messenger RNA. RefSeq lists its product as uncharacterized. Gene Ontology annotation, molecular function: 3'-5' DNA helicase activity; four-way junction helicase activity; ATP binding. The transcript has 2 exons. Bases 1 to 2226 code for a protein of 741 amino acids. The record is from RefSeq and is a predicted model, not a curated record. Gene Ontology annotation, biological process: double-strand break repair via homologous recombination. Gene Ontology annotation, cellular component: chromosome; cytoplasm. Lineage: Eukaryota; Fungi; Ascomycota; Dothideomycetes; Pleosporales; Didymellaceae.